AUGAAAACGGGUACUGCCACUGGGCCUGGUGGCGGGAGCUACAGUGAAACGAUAGACCUCGGUGAUGGGGAAAUGCGCGUGGGAAACAUCCGUUUUAACGAACAGAAUGUGCUCGGCAAGGGUUGUAGGGAAACGUCCGUGUUUGUGGGUAGCUUCGGGGAUCGGAAAGCGGCGGUAAAACGUAUGAGAGCCGACUGUUUCAGGAUGGCCGAUUGCGAAGUGGCGGCACUGUGCAAGAGCGAUGAGCACGAGAAUGUGGUGCGUUACUAUUGCACCGAACAGGAUCGACAGUUUCAGUACAUUGCCAUCGAGCUGUGUGCCGGUACGUUGGAGGAUUACGUUGACGACAAUACGCCGCCAGCGAUCGUAGGUGCAAGGACGAUGCCGGUGUCACUGCGAGAGAAAAUCUUUCCCCUCGAUAUCCUGCGCCAAGCCACGAAAGGAAUUAUACACCUCCACGGACUGGGCAUCGUCCACCGGGACAUAAAACCGCAAAAUAUUCUGCUCUCCCUGCCCGACGAUCGAGGGUGCGUGCGGGUCAAGAUCUCGGGCUUUAGUCUGUGCAAGAAGCUGAACUACGGAAAGGAGAGCUUGUCGCAAAACUCGGGUGUGACCGGCACCAACUCAUGGAUCGCUCCUAAAAUGCAGUUUGGCCAGCGUGUCACCAUCUACCUUCUGCAGACAUUUGGAAUGCAGUCGCUGAAGUCGAAGAACUACGUAAAGGAGCAGUUCGCAUGGCGCCACUACUACUGGUACCUGACCAACGAAGGCAUCGAGUAUCUGCGCGCCUAUCUGCAUCUGCCGUCCGAAAUCGUUCCAUCGACGCUCAAGCGUGCAGCACGCUCAGAGCCGCAGCGGGCCCGGCCACAGUCGGGACCGCGUCCGGAUGGUCCGAAGUCUGGCGAAGACCGACAGGCCUACCGCAGAACACAGCAGACAGGUCCCGCGGACAAGAAGGGGGACGUCGGUGCCGGAACGGGUGACCUAGAAUUCCGUGGUGGGUUUGGUCGUGGAAAUCGCAUGUAAGCCUGUUUCUGAAUUUGGCCGUGAAAAAAUCGCAAAAACUAUGAUCGCAAGAACUAUGCCUGUUCUUCUCUACUGUAGACUGGUCGCGAAAAUCGCUAGCCCUCAUCGCUGCAUUCGUUUGGUCCAAAAUUCGUCACUUGUAAUUGUGUCAUUUGAUGAAUAAUAAACCAAACAACAUUAAUCCACGGAAAAGAAACCGUCAGUUCUAUAAUUCUGU
This is a messenger RNA of Anopheles cruzii, 1243 nucleotides long. Its product is annotated as serine/threonine-protein kinase/endoribonuclease IRE1-like. Lineage: Eukaryota; Metazoa; Arthropoda; Insecta; Diptera; Culicidae. Bases 1 to 1026 code for a protein of 341 amino acids. The transcript has 3 exons. Gene Ontology annotation, molecular function: RNA endonuclease activity; protein serine/threonine kinase activity; ATP binding. Gene Ontology annotation, cellular component: IRE1-TRAF2-ASK1 complex. Gene Ontology annotation, biological process: IRE1-mediated unfolded protein response; intrinsic apoptotic signaling pathway in response to endoplasmic reticulum stress; protein phosphorylation. The record is from RefSeq and is a predicted model, not a curated record.